AUGGACACCCCAUUUAACCCAAGUGAACUUAUUAAGAGAGCUGUAUCCAAUGUCACAUGUUCUGUUUUGUUUGGGCACCGAAAUGAGUAUGAAGACAACUCCUUUGGAAACAUCCUUCACCUCACUGAUGUCAAUUUCAAGUUAACUUGUGGAUUUUGGGGAGAGGUUUAUAAUACACUGCCCUUUCUUAGAUGCCUGCCACUGCCAUUUCAGAAAAUAAUCAAGAACAAAAAAGUUAUUCUUGCUUUCUUGAACAAGGAAAUCAAGGAACACAGAGAAAGUUGGACACCAUUAGAACCAAGAGACUACAUUGACUACUAUUUUGAUGAAUUGGAGAAGAGAAAGAAUGAUGGCUCAUCCUUUAAUGAAGAAAGCUUGAGAGACAGCUUGUUGGAUUUGCUGGUUGCUGGGACAGAUACAACUGCAACUGCUCUGCAAUGGGCUUUACUUAUAAUGGUGACCUAUCCUGAUGUACAAGCUAAGUGCUACAGUGAGCUUUGCUUGAUGCUGGACAGUAAAGCAGAUGAGCUCUGCUACGAGGACAGAUCCAAGCUUCCUUAUAUCCAGGCUGUGCAGCAUGAAGUUUUACGCUUUAAGGUGGUCAUUCCAUUGGCAAUACACAGUGUGAACCAGGAAGUUAAGUUUCUUGGAUAUACAAUCCCUAAGGAUACAAGGGUAAUGGUUAACAUUGAAUCUGCCUUGCAUGAUGAAUCCCAGUGGAAACAUCCUCAUGAGUUUAAUCCUUCCAACUUUUUGAAUGACAAGGGCGAAUUUUUAAAACCUGAGGCCUUUAUAACAUUUGGUGCAGGUUUAAGAGUAUGCCUAGGUGAGAAUCUGGCUCAGAUGGAGCUCUUCCUCUUUUUCGUCAGUCUGCUGAAGAACUUUGAGUUUAUCUGGCCUGAGAGUAGCACUGCACCAGACCUCACAUCAAUGUUUGGGGCUACGAGCACACCACGUCCCUUUGAAGUAAAACUGAGAAAGAGACUAACCUGACCCAAUUCAGAAACAAAAAGCAACAUACUAAAAGAUGAAACUGAUAUUAAGAGACUUGUACUGUGAUGUUCAGCUAAAGGCUGUCGCAUAUAAUUUGUAUGCUUUCUUCGUAUCUGUAUAACCAGUUACAUAAAAGUUAUAUGUUUUCUUGGUUUAUGUAUAAUUUUUGCCUUAAUUGCAUAAGAAAAUAUAAUGAAGUUCUGUAUUUGUAUAUCGACACCCAUAUCUGCCUCAGAACUACAGUUGUUACUUAGAAUAUGAAUAAAAAAUCCCUCCCAAGCCUGGUUUUAUCAAUAAUGAAAAUAAAAUUGCCUUUUUUUA
Molecule: messenger RNA, 1314 nt
Organism: Protopterus annectens (West African lungfish)
Lineage: Eukaryota; Metazoa; Chordata; Ceratodontiformes; Protopteridae
Product: cytochrome P450 2D17-like
Exons: 7
Coding region: 1-993 (330 amino acids)
Biological process (GO): xenobiotic metabolic process
Cellular component (GO): cytoplasm; intracellular membrane-bounded organelle
Molecular function (GO): oxidoreductase activity, acting on paired donors, with incorporation or reduction of molecular oxygen, reduced flavin or flavoprotein as one donor, and incorporation of one atom of oxygen; iron ion binding; heme binding
Source: RefSeq, a predicted model, not a curated record